Molecule: messenger RNA, 1535 nt
Organism: Asparagus officinalis (garden asparagus)
Lineage: Eukaryota; Viridiplantae; Streptophyta; Magnoliopsida; Asparagales; Asparagaceae
Product: nuclear pore complex protein NUP62
Exons: 11
Coding region: 1-1212 (403 amino acids)
Biological process (GO): RNA export from nucleus; protein import into nucleus
Cellular component (GO): nuclear pore central transport channel; nuclear pore
Molecular function (GO): phospholipid binding; structural constituent of nuclear pore
Source: RefSeq, a predicted model, not a curated record
AUGGCGACGAGUCCGAUGGUUCUCGGGAGUGAUGGCGACGAUAGUGAUGUCGAAGGAUCUGGUUUGGACAGCUCGACGGCCUCCAGUGAUGACGGCGAAGAGACUGACGACCUCCUCCUUCGAAGGUUCGAGAUCGGGUGUUUUUUCGAGGGAUUAGGGAACGGCGGCCUCGAUUCUCGGCAGAGACUGGUACUGGCGGCUGACGAAGCUUCCGAUGAUGCUGACGGCUCCGAUGAAGAUUUUAAGGACGAAGAGGAUGAGCGGCGUGGAUUGGGGAUUUUGGGGAGCAAGACACAAGAUUUUGGGGGAGAGAGAAGAGAAGCUGCUGCGCCUGCUGCCGCUGUUCGCCGUACAUUCAACACCACUAGCUCACCUGCACUCGCUCCUCGCGUUUUCAUUUGCAGGUCCGCGUCUGCUCCGGCGGCCACCACCACUUCAUCAGCUUCUCCUUUGUUUGGCACUUCUGCAUUGAUUUCUGCAAGCACUUCAGCCUCCAGCUCAACUACAAGCCAGACAUUAUCUUCCACAAUUGCAGCUAGCAGUAGCGGAACAUCAGCUUCCAUCAGUUCAACAACAUCACAGUCACCUAAGUUUCCAUCAGAGAUUGUUGGGAAAAAUGUCGAGGAGAUAAUAAAAGACUGGAAUUCUGAGCUUCAGGAACGCACUACCAAGUUCCGGAAACAUGCUGUUGCAAUAGCUGAAUGGGACAGGAGGAUCUUGCGCAAUAGAGAUGUGCUUCUCAGGCUUGAGGCUGAGGUGGCGAAAGUUGUCGAGACUCAAGCUUUCUUAGAGAAGCAGCUAGAAUUGAUUGAAACUCAUCAGCAAGAGGUUGACAAGGCUUUGCAAAGCAUGGAAGGAGAAGCAGAGCGUGUAUAUGAGGAUGAACGUGGGUUACUUCUUGAAGAUGAGGCUGCUUUUGCAAGAGAUUCAAUGUAUGAACAGGCUGAGUUUAUUGAGAGCGAAUUGCAAAAGAUGGCUGAACAAAUUAAAUUGAUUAUCGAAAAAGUAAAUGCAAAACAGGGUGGUGAUCUGAGUGCAAUUGAUGGUAUGACUCCCAUUGAUUUCGUUGUCCGGAUAUUAAAUAAUCAACUGAGUUCACUAAUGUGGAUCGAUGAGAAGGCCAACGAGUUCUCAACCCGUAUCAAGAAAUUGGCAAGUCACGGAACCGGAUCUGAUCAUGAUAUGGCAGGUUCAGGAUUUUGGUUAAAAUAAUUCAAAAAAAAAAAAAAAAACCCUUGUGAUGGAAAGAAGAACAUACUAGGAACUUUUUAAUGCUUGAAACAGAGAGACCAGCGAAGACAGAUUUAGUCUUGGAAGUCCUUUUCUAAGUUCUUCCGCCUUCAGAUACUCCCCAUCACGCGCUCAUGCGUCAACGACAACACUGCAGAUUAGUGGUUCUCGUCCUGUGUGUUUGUUUGCAAUUUUCUGAGAUGAUACAUCUCUGUUAUCAGAUCUAAUGUCACUACUGUCUAUUAAAUUAGGGCCAAAUUGCAUUAUGUUCCUCUGGGUUUAAAAUUGGUACCGCGUUUCUAUUA